AGCAAAACAAAACAAACUGAAAUGCAACAUAUAAAAAACCAAUACCAUACAUUGGAAGCUUUUCAAAGAGCUUUUAAAUUGGAUUUUUUAAGGCUUUAUUCAACUUUUUCUCUCUAAUUCUGAUUUUGGUGCUGUUUAUGUUUAAUAUUGGCUAUGAUAUGUGACAAUGAAGACAUAAUUCCUGAACCCAGUUUUGUUUACAGAAAUAGGUAACACACAUAUUUUUUCUAAUUUUCCGAUGCUAUUAUCAACUUUUAAUUCUAUGGAAAUUCUUUGUUAUAAAUCUAAACCAGAUGAAGGAGCAGAAUUGUUUUGAGAAUAGUUUCAGCUCAUGAAACAAAGUGUUUCUGAAUAUAAAUCAGUGAUGGACUCAUGGUGGAAUUCUUCCAGAGAUGUGAAAGUUAAAACUUUAAAAAACUAAACUCAAUGUCUCAUGAAACGGGUUGCACAGUCUCUCAGCAAUUCAUGUACCUAAAAUCCUCUAUUUAAAGAAAUAUUAUGUGAUUGCAAAUUCAGUAAUGUGAGAAUUGGAUUGAAUUUCAAGUGAUCGGUAAUGAAUUGGAGUCCUAAACAUAACAAUAUAAUUUACCACAAACAAUAGAAUUUGGAGCCAAAAUGAUACCCCUGACUAUCACAAUCAUGAACUUUUUCAGUAUAUGACAACAACAGAAAAUGCCUUCUAUAAAGUUCACCCAUCCAAACAAUCACAGAGAAAUAUUGUUUUUGGCCUGCAAAUGCAAUGUAAACCAAACAAAACUGAGAAGAAGCAAAUGAGCAGAUAUUCUUUAACCUAUGUUUCCUCUUUCUCUGUGUAUAGGGAUAUGUGCAUUUUUGUGCAGCCUUUUUCAGUCCACUGAGUUGGAAUACAAAUUCCAUAAUUCCCAAUGACCAUGCCGGGUAGGACUAAUGGGAAUUAUAGUUGAAUAUAUUUAGAAGGCAUCAAUGUGGUAUGGCACAGUUUUACUCUUGUUUUUUAAAAAAAAUAGAAAUAAAUAUUAAUUUUUAACAUUAAAACAAAGGUUGCAAUAUUUGAUUACAUUAUUUACAAUUUCUCACUGCUUUCUUCUGUUUUAAAUAUAUUACUUCCGCCACCCAGCAAAAUUUGCUAUUUGAGCCAAAUUGGAGCAAUUCAAAGUUGUGUAGAAUGACAUGGAACAUUCUGCUCCGCUCUUCUUAAUGAUCAUUAACUUCCAUCUCUUCUGUGCUUCAUAACCCAACUGGGGCACACAUAGUUAAUUAAUAGAGAGGUUUACAUUUCCCUUCAGCUGCAUUCCCCUCCCUGAAGCUGAUCCAUGCUGAAGUCACAUAAAGCUUGCUUGUCCUGGCUUGCAACUACUUUAGCCUGAAAUCCUUGCGUGGCCAGGCUCCAGUACAUUAGGUUUGCUUUGUUUCUCUUUCAUUUCCCCUGCGACAUCUUGCAGGUUGCUUCCAAUGUGAGAAGCUAAGUUUCCUCUGACUUGAAUUUCACACUGCCCUUGAUUCAGAAAGAUUCUGAAUAUAGUCAUUUGCCAACUUUCUAUAGUUUUUCUUUUUUAUUUAUUCGCAGUUCCUUUGGACGCCUCAUCAGUCAUCUCUCCUCUCCUCUUUCACUUCUCUGCUGGUUUACCCUCUGGGGUUUCCCCCACCAUUGCUUUCCUGUGUGAAAAAACUUGAGAUUUGUUCGGUUUUGAUUUCUAAAACGUGUAAUGAUGAUUGGUUGCUUUUAUGGAGAUCCUGUGCUCUACCAAUUAUAGAGCUCUGUUUUUCAUUUUUGCAGAAUUUCCUUAACUGUGUGCCACGAGGCAACUGGGAACAUGCAGUGAGCAAUAUGUUGAAUGAUUAACUACAGCCAUGAGUUUGAAGCUUUUGGCCAUGCAGGGAACUAUCACCUCUCUACAUUAGCUGCAGUUGCAUCAUCAGUCUUUAGGAGAAGUGAAUGUGCUGCCUCUCUGUGAGAGUCAAUAGCCUCUCUUGUUUUCCAACCCUGCCACUGUCAAAUUUUUGGGAGUCUGCUAUCUUUCCCUUUCUUUUUAGGUCUCAUCAGUAUUCAGACUGGGAACAUGCAGAUGAUGUCAAACUAUUUAACACUACCAACAAUACAGCUACCCUUCAAAAAGACCUUGACUUUGUGUCAGAAUGGUCAAAAACUUGGCAACUCCAAAUCUCAACCAGAAAAUGCUCUGUCUUACACAUUGGAAAAAAGAAUACAAACAUUAAAUACAAACUCGAUGGACAUUACCUUACAGAUGACCCCCACCCUGUCAAAGACCUUGGAGUUUUCAUAUCCAAUGAUCUAAGUGCCAAAUCCCACUUCAACUACAUCGCAAAAAAGGCUUUAAGAGUUGUAAACCUAAUCUUACGUAGCUUCUUCUCCAGAAACACUACACUACUUACCAGAGCUUAUAAAACAUUUCCUAGACCAAUUCUUGAAUACAGCUCUCCUGUCUGGAACCCAUACCACAUUUCAGACAUCAAUACAAUUGAACGUGUCCAGAAAUAUUUUACAAGAAGAGUUCUCCACUCCUCUGAAUACAACAAAAUACCUUAUGCCACCAGAUUUGAAAUCUUGGGUUUAGAAAACUUAGAACUCCGCCACCUUCGACAGGAUCUGUGUUUAACUCAUAGAAUCAUCUAUUGCAAUUUCUUUCCUGUUAAAGACUACUUCAGCUUCAAUCACAACAAUACAAGAGCAAACAAUAGAUUUAAACUUAAUAUUAACCACUUCAAUCUUGAUUGCAGAAAAUAUGACUUCUGUAACAGAGUUGUUAAUGCUUGGAACACACUACCUGACUCUGUGGUCUCUUCUCAAAAUCCCCAAAGCUUUAACCAAAAACUGUCUACUAUUGACCUCACUCCAUUCCUAAGAGGUCCGUAAAGGGCGUGCAUAAGAGCACAAAUGUGCCUACCGUUCCUGUCCUAUUGUUUUCUUUCAUUAUAUCCAAUUAAUAUAGUUAUUGCAUGCUUAUGCUUAUAUAUAUAUAUACGCUUAUAUAUUAUAUAGUUAUUUUCAUGCUUAUGCUUAUAUAUACUGUUGUAACAAAAUAAAUAAAUAAAAAUAAAAUGGAAAUAAGGAAACAAGCAGCUGUUUUCCUUUAUUAUAGAAAAAAAAAUCUCUUAAUUAUUGUGUCCUGACUUCACGAGGGAAUUGUCUGUAGUCAAUAGAAUUGCUGUAUUUUAAAGACAUUAGAUAAGAUUGUUAAUCAAAACCCAAGGAAAUCCCAAAGGGCAAGAGUUAGACCCCAGGGGAAUUAAGAUAGGCCUUGAUGGACAAAUCAAAACAUUAAAACUCAGAGAUUGUAUAAUUGUCAUAUAAGCAAAAAGUAGAUGUUGAAAGUUUAUAAAAUAAUACUUAUAGUAGGAAAAAAUAUUUUAAGUGCACAAACAGCGCAUAAAAAAAAUAAAGCUGAUGCAUCAAUAUACAAAAGAAGCACAAUUGGUCACAAUUACCCUGAAUCAAUUUCCUAUCUUGAUCAAUUUCCCUGAUCAGUUUACAUAGUAUGCAUUAUUGCUUUUUUGCUUUGCCCCUUGAUCUUUGAAAUAUCUUCAUUAUAAUGUCAGAGAAAUCUAAUGAUGAUAUUUAGGCUUUUUAAAAAAAAUCAGAUACUUAAGUAUGUUCUUCAGGAGCAGAUGAAUUAGUGAUGGACUGGCUAUAGUUUCUCCAUGGUGGAGAAGCUCUUGAUAGACAUGUUAUGACUAGCGGUAGUUGACUAACUGCUUUGACGGCUGAUAGAUGAGGUAAAUGUAAAGUUUUGAGAAACAGUCAGAACAUGAUGUCCCAGGAAUUAUAUAACAGUUGGCCAGGAACAAACAAUUCCUUUUUGUUCUCUUCUUUUGCAAAGCUAACCUGCACAUUUUCAGGGCCACCCAUAAUCCUCAUGCCUUUUUACAAGUGUAGUGUGAAACAGGUAAAAGUUGAGGUGAUGGUGGGAGAGGACCAA
Ahaetulla prasina is the source of this 3917-nucleotide messenger RNA. RefSeq lists its product as uncharacterized. The coding region runs from base 1916 to 2854 and encodes 312 amino acids. The record is from RefSeq and is a predicted model, not a curated record. The transcript is spliced from 2 exons. Lineage: Eukaryota; Metazoa; Chordata; Lepidosauria; Squamata; Colubridae.